Messenger RNA from Armigeres subalbatus, 1122 nucleotides. Its product is annotated as dnaJ homolog subfamily C member 25 homolog. The record is from RefSeq and is a predicted model, not a curated record. The coding region runs from base 101 to 1093 and encodes 330 amino acids. Gene Ontology annotation, biological process: protein folding. The transcript has 2 exons. NCBI's taxonomy places the organism in Eukaryota, Metazoa, Arthropoda, Insecta, Diptera, Culicidae. Gene Ontology annotation, cellular component: endoplasmic reticulum membrane.
GAAGCGUCAGUUUCGAUUUCUUUUGGUCCGCACAACGUCACCAUCAAUCAGUGCAGACUUGCAAAGUGAAAUUUAGUUCAUAGUUAGGAAUUUUGCAGCAAUGUGGCUGUAUUAUUUAUUCCUUUUGAGUCAAUUUUUCAUCAGCUCGCAGGCACACUUGCUGGAAGGAUUGUACUGUGGUAAGGAAAAUUGCUACGAUGUGCUGGGAGUUACGCGAGACGCCGAUAGGCAGCUAAUCGGCCGCAACUAUCGACAACUGGCCAAAAAGUAUCACCCCGAUCUGCACAAAGGUGAAAAGGCAAAGCAGGAAGCCGAAGAGCAGUUCAAACGGAUUGCCCGGGCCUACGAAAUUCUCCGAGAUGACGAAUUCCGAGCGGAUUAUAAUUAUAUGCUGGACAACCCGGAUGCGUACUAUUCGCAUUACUAUCGGUACUACCGACGUCGUACCAAAGUAGACGUGAGAUUGGUGGUGUUGGCAACUAUCAGUGUUAUUUCAUUGGUGCAGUACUUUUCUCGAAAACAACGCUACGAGGAAGCGAUCAAGUACUUUAUGACUGUCCCCAAGUAUCGCAACAAGGCGUUGGAAAUCAUCAACCAAAAUGGUUCUGUUACGAAAAAGGGGUCAUCAAAAUCCAAACUCUCCAAAGGUGAGCGAAAAGAAGAAUCCGAGCGAAACAUACGGAAAGUAAUCGAAGAAAACCUGGACAUACAGGGCGCGUAUGCCAAACCACAAAUCACCGACAUCCUAUGGAUACAGAUUUUGCUCAUUCCCUACACUCUGGCAAAGUAUGUGAAGUGGAACGUGCUGUGGAUCUACAAAUACUCUGUGCUGAAAAGGCCUUACGAUUUGGAGGAUAAGUUGUAUCUCAUAAGAAAGAACAUGAAUCUGGGCGUGCACCAGUUCAAAGGAAUCGAGAGCGAGAAGAUCGAUGAGUACCUAGAGAAAGAACUGUGGAUAAAAUCGAAUUACAAAGAUUGGAAGGGUGCCCAGGAGGAAGAGAUGAAGCGACAGAUGGCAGAUAAUCCUAGAUAUAAGGCCUAUCGGCGGUACAUGAAGAAUCAUGGGCCAGGCAGGUUGACGUUUGAUGAUUAGUUUAACAAAUUAUAAUUUAUUGAAAAAUA